Molecule: messenger RNA, 1134 nt
Organism: Lachancea mirantina
Lineage: Eukaryota; Fungi; Ascomycota; Saccharomycetes; Saccharomycetales; Saccharomycetaceae
Source: the annotation of a GenBank genome assembly
AUGACGGCACUACGGAAGAAAGUGGACAAUAGCUGGAAUUUAAUAAACUUUUACAAAAAUUCGGGCACAGCGAGCAAAUCGCAAGUUUCGGUGGAUAUGAUCUCGGAGAAUGGGAAUUUUGACGAUGUUUUGUCGAAUACUAGCAGUGAGGAAUCGAAUUUACCUUUGGAAUUGAGCCGUGGAAGUCGCCCAGAAUUUAGUUUUGAUACUUUGAAACCGGAACCUCAGGAACGAGGAUCUGGGUUUUUGGUGGAGGAACAGGCGGCGGCAUCGGCAGGGUUGGCGACGGCGGAUGGAGAAUAUUUGGAAGUCAAGCAGUCGUUGGCGGGAUCAGCAAGAAGAAUGACCCAGAAUUUAGUAGGGAAUUAUGGUAGAAAAUUGCGUACUUGGCACAUUGUGGUCCUUACGUCUUCUGCGACACUUUUGGUGUCGCAUUUGGUGCAAGGUUUUUGGCAAAAUAUUUGGAAUGAGGAAUCCCAGGACGGUUUGGCGUUGACGCCACAUUUUACAGACCAUGGUGGACAUUCACAGGGUGCGGUUUACCGUAGUACAGAAUUUAUGGUCCCCUUUGGUGGCGACGUUUCGUCAAGUAAAUUCUACGUGGAUUUUGAGAAAAGAAUCGCAUAUCCGAUAGAUCUGGAAAAUUCGGUAUGGAGCUCCAAAUAUUUGGCCUUUGCCGAAUAUUUGGACGAUUUUUGGCAUAGAUCGAAAUUUAGAAGCGGGGUUCAAGACUUGAAAACUAGUCUCCGCAACGGUUACACCUCUGGGAAGGACAAAUUGCAGGAAUUGUGGGAUCGUCGAUCCUUUGAUAUUUGGCGGGAAGAUUUUGUGCCAUUCUUUUGGUCUAUUGUAGCAGGUCCUAGAGCUCAGAUCACACGAUUUGUUGUUCCAGCUUGGCAAAGCAUAACUCUGAAGGUGUCUAAUGGGUCGAAAAAACUGAGUUUGGAGAUUUUGCGCGCGUCGAGAUCUGUAGGCUACGAGAUUCGCCAUUUUAGCGACCACAUAUUCAGGAUGCCUGUACAAGCGUAUUCCCAUUGCAAGGAUAAAUUCAAUACAUUCGCAGUUAAGUUUCACGCACAAUGGGCAAACACCUUAGCGAUGUUAAGAAGAACAACACAAGGUACAAAGGAUUAA